UCUCUAAAACCAAAUUUUGACUCAUAAAAAUCAAACUUAUCAUUUUUAUUUAUUUAUUUAUUUUGAAAUUAUUCUCUUUUUUAAUUUUUUUUUUCUAAGAAAAGAAAUUAGAUGAGUUGAUCCACCAAUGGGAGAGCUCCAUUAGAACCCAAAAGGAAAGAGAAAAACAAAACAUUUUUAACAAAAAAAAAAAAAAACCUAGUUUCUCUUUCUUUUUCUUUUCAGAGCAAAAAAUAACAAAGCUGAAGCUUCAAUAAUCAAAACCCAGAUUUCAAAAACCCCCAAAGUUUGAUUCUUUGAUCCAAAAAUUCAAAAAAAAAGGGGGAAGAAAAAAAGGAAAAAACCCAUGUUUUUGGUUGGGGGUUAAAAAUCCAAUGCAGCGGAGGUCUUUGUUAGAAAGACCAAUACAAAAGGGGAGAGUUUUGAAGGAAACCCAGUUAAAAAAAUCAAAGUCUGAAUCAGGAAACGAAGAGAAAAGGGUUGGAUCUGAUGGUGGUGGGGGUAGGAUUGUGUGUGGAGAGGAGCAGAGAGAGAUAUUGGGGAGAAGCAACAGCUGGUUUUCAUCAUAAUAAGAAAGGUGGUGUCUUUUUGGAGAGAGGGGAGAAGAAUUGUUCAGGUGUGGUGGGGCUGCAUAGAGAAGGAUGCAGCUUCAUUUCUCGCCUAGCAUGAGAAGUAUAACGAUAUCAAGCAACAAUGGGUUUAUUGACUUGAUGAAGAUCAAGGUGGCAGCUAGGCAUAUUUCAUAUAGGACCCUUUUCCAUACCAUUCUCAUCCUCGCUUUCUUGUUGCCUUUUGUCUUCAUUCUUACUGCUCUUGUUACCCUCGAAGGUGUCAACAAGUGCUCCUCAUUUGAUUGUUUAGGUAGGCGGUUCGGACCCAGGUUUCUUGGGAGAGUUGAUGAUUCAGGACAGAGACUAGUUAAGGAUUUUUAUAAGAUCCUCAAUCAAGUAAACACUGAGGAAAUCCCUGAUGGUCUAAAGCUUCCAGAUUCAUUUAGUCAACUUGUUUCUGAAAUGAAGAACAACCAGUAUGAUGCAAAGACCUUUGCAUUCAUAUUAAGAGCAAUGAUGGAGAAACUUGAAAAAGAAAUUAGGGAGUCUAAAUUUGCAGAGCUGAUGAACAAACACUUUGCCGCAAGUUCCAUUCCAAAAGGCAUCCACUGUCUUUCUCUGCGUUUAACUGAUGAAUACUCUUCCAAUGCUCAUGCUCGCAGACAGCUGCCUUCUCCCGAGCUCCUCCCUGUGCUUUCUAACAACUCUUACUACCACUUUGUCCUGCCAACGGACAACAUAUUGGCUGCAUCAGUAGUUGUUACCUCUACUGUCCAGUCAUCACUAGAACCUGAAAAGAUUGUCUUCCAUAUCAUCACAGAUAAGAAAACUUACGCGGGUAUGCACUCCUGGUUUGCGCUAAACCCCGUUUCCCCUGCCAUAGUUGAAGUGAAAGGUGUUCACCAGUUUGAUUGGUUAACUAGAGAGAAUGUUCCUGUGCUUGAAGCUGUGGAGAACCAUAAUGGCAUCAGAAAUUACUAUCAUGGCAAUCAUGUAGCAGGGGCAAAUCUCUCUGAUACUACUCCUAGAACAUUUGCUUCAAAAUUGCAGUCUAGAAGUCCAAAGUACAUUUCCUUACUCAACCAUCUUCGGAUUUAUUUACCAGAGCUCUUUCCAAACCUUGACAAAGUGGUCUUUUUAGACGACGAUAUUGUAAUUCAGCGUGAUUUAUCUCCCCUUUGGGAGAUUGAUUUACGGGGAAAGGUUAAUGGAGCUGUAGAAACUUGUAAAGGUGAAGAUGAGUGGGUGAUGUCCAAACAUUUCAAAAACUACUUCAAUUUUUCCCAUCCCCUUAUAGCUAAGCAUUUGGAUCCUGAUGAAUGUGCAUGGGCUUAUGGGAUGAAUAUAUUUGAUCUCCGUGCAUGGAGAAACACAAAUAUAAGAGAAACAUAUCAUUCCUGGCUGAAAGAGAACCUGAAGUCAAACCUGACAAUGUGGAAGCUUGGAACUCUACCACCUGCUUUGAUUGCAUUUAAAGGCCAUGUUCAUCCAAUUGACCCAUCAUGGCAUAUGCUUGGCUUGGGCUAUCAGAGUAAGACCAACAUUGAGAAUGUGAAAAAAGCUGCAGUUAUUCAUUACAAUGGCCAGUCAAAACCAUGGCUGCAGAUUGGCUUCGAGCAUCUUCGGCCAUUUUGGACCAAGUAUGUAAACUACUCAAAUGAUUUUGUUAGGAACUGCCACAUUUUGGAAUCGUAGUUAAGCAGCUAGAGGAGUUAGAAAAAAAGAUAGACUUGGAAGAGACACCAGCAAGUCGAGUGUCAUGUUUUAUUGCGACCUAAAAAUUUUCUUGAAUCUAUUUGAGAAGGUGAGAUGAAAGUUAGCCAAGAGAGCAACAAUUUUGAGGACUGGAUUUACUGUCAUCUCUCAAAACAUUUUGCACAAAGGACCUGCAUGACUAGCACAGACAUGAAAUUCAUUCUUUCAGUUUGUAACAUAGCAAUCAAUGUUUAUUUUUUCGGGUCGGAAAAGGAUACUCGUAUUGAUCUUCCUGCAAGGGUUCUUGUCUUAAGUGCAUAGGUUGGAAUAAGGUGCAAAAUACACAAAGAGUAGAAGUGCUCCCAAUUGAUGUCAUUGGAUUCAUUGGUGUAGGAAGAGAAUGGCUUGGGAAGGUCAUUUGGUGAGGCUCCCACAUCAGCCCAGAGUGUUUUUUUCUCUUAUAUUUAAAAAAAAAAAUUUUUUAUUGGUUUCAUUUUUGUUAGUUCAUUCCCCCAUUUUUCGCCCCUUGAUUUUAAAUAUCUUGUUGAAUUUUAGGACUAGAUCAUGGAGAUUGCUUUGUUACAGCUCCCAUGAAUUAGGGACCUGUUCUUAGGUUAUAUAUUGGUAUUUGUUAUGUACACUUCACGAGAAGCAUUUAAAAAUAUGCAGAAAAAUUCUUUUCCAAUUUUUCCAUCACAUUUUUUAGUUACUCUGUCUAUCGAAGCAUACAUUCAUCUUCUUUUCCUUUUUCCUAAACCCAUGUCCCAUCCCAUCUAGAAACAUAACCGAGUCCAG
Molecule: messenger RNA, 3041 nt
Organism: Durio zibethinus
Lineage: Eukaryota; Viridiplantae; Streptophyta; Magnoliopsida; Malvales; Malvaceae
Product: putative galacturonosyltransferase 13
Molecular function (GO): polygalacturonate 4-alpha-galacturonosyltransferase activity
Source: RefSeq, a predicted model, not a curated record